GUCAUUACCUGGCUAUCUUCCGCUUUCGUAGGGAAGUCAAACGCACUUUUUGUUUGUCUGGUAAAAGAAAGAGCGCUUGAGUUUCCUAAAGCUUCCUCACAGCCUCUUCUCAAAAAUAUAUUUCGUAGCCGCACAUCAACACCUAAUAAUAAUAAUUAUCGCAAUCGAAUACUCGAUAUCAUUUCUGUUCUUUGCUUAGCGGCUUUUCCUCUGUGAUGAGCGACUUACGUUUGCCAUUUCUUACGCGUUAGACAGCACAGCAAGCCCACUAUUCACUUAACAGCACUCCGAGUUUCUAAUCGAUUUGUUAUUAUUAUUUCUUUUCCAUACGCUCUUCUGGCGUUUUUGCCCUAAACUCUUGCGUCAUCUUUAUGGUAGGUCUUGUACUUGAUAGUUUUGUUUCACGUCUAUCCACGAACACUUUGCUGGCAACCGCCACGUGCAUCUGAGGCGGCCUCCCGCUUCUCUUUCUACUUUGUUUUUCCGUUAUUUUUUUUUUUCUAAUUGAUUGAGGGGAGGACCUAGAAGCCGUUAAAAGAGAAGCAAAAGGAGCGCCGAUUUUUUCAGAACUUCAUCUUGGCGUUCUGCUCAUCCUGCGUGUGCGUGUUUUCUUUGUUGGAGCACCGAUGCGACAGCACAACCACGGCAGCGACAUGGCCUCCAGAAGUUCACGAGAGUCCCUCAAGCGGCGGCGUGAAGGGUAUCAGCUCUCCCUGCACCAGUACGCGGAACUCAAGCGACACCGCACGAGUUGCACAGAGGAGUCGCACCCGACGGAAGAGCUACAAGCAACGAAUGCCAACUUCGCGCAGCAACACGAUGACGAUAGGCAAACACUGCGCGAUGCACCCUCUCUAGUUGUCUUAGCGACAGAUCAAGGCUCAGCCGCCCUCGCAUCCCGAACGAGCAACACCUUUAUGCACACCAAGAAUAAUGGCUUCCCCGUAGGCACAGCUAAUACGGUUCCACCGGCGUUGCAAACCAGCGGUGAAGUGGAUCCCUAUCGCCACCAUGCAGCAAGAACUUCUCAUGAACUCUCGCUGCAACUUCGACCUAUUCGCAUCGAAGUCGUGCGCGGCGACAGCGGCCGUCGCUGCUCCUUCUAUCUUCAGUCCUCGUUUCUGUACUCGUGGCACCGCGGCAACCACUUCUACCACAGCCUGGACGGGGAGCAGAUGGGACUGGAGCUGCACGAGACAGUGCUCUGUCUGGUGUCGGCCGUGCUCGCCCGACAGCCGCACGAUCACGCGUUUCCUUUUCCCGUCUCUUCUCCCUUGUGGCCGCUGCAAAACCCCACAACAGGGGCCUUGAUGUGCUACUCGGAUAGGUUGGAUUCGCCCGGUGGCGACGAUUACCAGAAGCGCGCACACCUCCACAACGAAGAGGCAGCAUCACCACCCAACACCCCUCUCCUCUUCUCUCCUCGAUACGCGUACGAAGCGGCACAAGUGUCACGGCGACGAUCACCCCCCACGUCCCCUGGCGCGCCAUCCAGCGAUAUCGUCUCGCAUCUUGGCAGCUGCAGCCCGGCCCUCUUCGUGGAUUGUCUGUUGAAGUGUGUGCACGAUGAGGCUGCCCUGCCCGACGAUCACGGCUGGGUGUACCUGUACCAUGGGCGUCACAUCGCCACCGACGUUGGCCGCACGCGUCUGCUCCACGAUCUUUUUGCACUGGGGUACUUCCCUCACAACGCGUCAGAGAAUGGCGUGCAGUCAGCCCUAUCGGUGUGCGUGUUUCACAGGUACUAG
Messenger RNA from Leptomonas pyrrhocoris, 1748 nucleotides. RefSeq lists its product as hypothetical. The transcript has a single exon. The record is from RefSeq and is a predicted model, not a curated record. The coding region runs from base 654 to 1748 and encodes 364 amino acids. NCBI's taxonomy places the organism in Eukaryota, Euglenozoa, Kinetoplastea, Trypanosomatida, Trypanosomatidae.